GUAGCCAUUUAAGCAAUUAUAAUUUAUAUCUAUAUAUAGGAACAGGAUGGACACAUUGAAGAUGUACUCUUGCAUUGAUCUCCUCUUCAAAGUCGUGUAAAGGUAACAAAAAUAUAAUGGAGUUUGGAAGCUCACAUGUGAUUGUUCCAAGUGUGCGAGAAUUGGCCAAUGAUCCCAAUAUGGUGACCGUCCCACCUAGAUACAUCCGCCUUGAUCAACAUCAAGAUAAAACCACUAUUCUCAGCCCUACUGUCUCUUCUGAUCAAAUUCCAAUAAUCAACUUCCAAAACUUGUUGCUUAUGUCUACCUCUGAAUUAUUAUAUGAAUCCGAACUCACUAAGCUCCACUCAGCAUGCAAGAACUGGGGCUUCUUCCAGUUGGUAAAUCAUGGUAUUAGUAAUUCAUUGGUAGAGAAAAUAAAAGAAGGGGUAGAAGAAUUGUUUAAACUGCCAAUGGAGGAGAAGAAAAAGCUAUGGCAGAAUAAUCCAGGAGAUAUAGAAGGCUUUGGAGACUCUUUUGUUUUUUCUGAGGAACAAAAGCUUGACUGGAAUGAUGACUUAUUUCUCAUUACUUUACCUCUUGCCUUCAGGAAGCCUCACUUAUUUCCAAACCUCCCUCUUCUUUUGAGGGAAAGUUUGGAAAUUUAUUCGUUAGAACUGGAAAAGCUAGCCAAAGAUAUAAUCUCACAAAUGGAAAAUGUUCUGGGAAUAAAAAGCAAGGAAAUUUCCAAGUUAUUUGAAGAUGGAUUGCAAUCAAUGAGUAUCAACUAUUACCCUCCAUGCCCUCAACCAGAGCAGGUUAUAGGUGUCACCCCUCACUCUGAUGCCGUAGGCCUUACCAUUCUCCUUCAAAUAAACCAAGUAGAUGGCCUCCAAGUCAAGAAAGAUGGCAUGUGGAUCCCUGUCAAGCCUCUCCCAAAUGCUUUCAUUGUCAAUAUAGGAGAUGUACUAGAGAUUUUAACAAAUGGAAUAUAUCCUAGCAUUGAGCACAGAGCAAUAGUAAACUCGGCGCAGGAAAGGCUCUCUCUUGCCACAUUUCUUAAUACAAAUAUAGAUUGCACUAUAGGCCCGGUGAAUAGUUUGGUCACUCAAGAAAAUCCUGGGCUAUACAAAACACAAGAAAGUAAAGACUACAUCAAGGGUAUAUUUUCUCGUGAGCUUGAUGGAAAAUCUUACGUUGAUGUUAUGAAAUUGUAAGCUUAAUUAUAAACUACAUCAUGUACUGAAGGACUUGAGCACUGGGGUUUAAU
Molecule: messenger RNA, 1249 nt
Organism: Cannabis sativa
Lineage: Eukaryota; Viridiplantae; Streptophyta; Magnoliopsida; Rosales; Cannabaceae
Product: protein SRG1
Exons: 4
Coding region: 117-1196 (359 amino acids)
Source: RefSeq, a predicted model, not a curated record